AGCAGCGCAAGCAAGCCUCUCCAAGAAGCCCCAAGCCUCUCUCUCUCAACACACACCACAAGCAUGAAGGCCGUCACCGGUAUGCAGAAGCUCCGCCCCGUCGCCUCCAAGCUGCGCGGCGUCACGACCCGCAACGUCUGGACCUCGCAGCAGUACAUCGACCGCGAGGAGCGCUGCGGCGCGCACAACUACCACCCGCUGCCCGUGGUGCUGACCAAGGGCCGCGGCUGCAAGGUCUGGGACGUGGAGGGCAAGGAGUACUACGACUUCCUGAGCGCCUACUCGGCCGUGAACCAGGGCCACUGCCACCCCAAGCUCGUCAAGGCGCUGACGGAGCAGGCGCAGACGCUCACGCUCACGUCGCGCGCCUUCUACAACAACGUGCUGGGCGAGUACCAGGAGUACAUGACCCAGCUCCUGGGCUUCGACCGCAUCCUGCCCAUGAACACGGGCGUGGAGGGCGGCGAGACGGCCAUCAAGCUCGCGCGCCGCUGGGCCUACGACGUCAAGGGCGUCCCGGAGAACAAGGCCAAGGUCAUCUUUGCCGAGAACAACUUCUGGGGCCGCACGCUGAGUGCCGUGUCCUCGUCGAACGACCCGGCGGCGUACGGCGGCUACGGUCCGUUCAUGCCCGGCUUCAGCAGCAUCCCGUACAAUGACGCGGACGCGCUGGAAGCCGUCUUUGAGAAGGAGGGCAAGAACGUUGCCGCCUUCAUGGUGGAGCCCAUUCAGGGCGAGGCUGGUGUCGUUGUGCCUGACGAGGGCUACCUCAAGCGCGUGCGUGAGCUCUGCACCAAGCACAACAUCCUUUGGAUUGCCGACGAGGUGCAAACCGGUCUGGCGCGUACCGGCAAGAUGCUCGCUGUCGACUACGAGAACGUCAAGCCGGACAUCGUGAUCCUCGGCAAGGCCCUCUCGGGCGGCAUGUACCCCGUGUCGGCGGUGCUGACCAGCCACGAGGUCAUGCUCACGAUCAAGCCCGGCCAGCACGGCUCCACUUACGGCGGUAACCCGCUCGGCUGCAAGGUCGCUAUGGCGGCCAUGGAGGUGAUCCAGGAGGAGAAGCUCGCUGAGAACGCCUUCAAGCUUGGCCAGAAGUUCCGUGGCGAGAUGGAAAGCUUCAAGUCGGAUGUGCUCCAAGGCGUGCGUGGCCGCGGUCUGCUGAACGCGAUUAUCAUCAACGAGCGUCCCAACCAGCCAGACGCUCUGCAGCUCUGCAUGAACCUGGCCAAGAAGGGCCUGCUGGCCAAGCCCACCCACGGCAACAUCAUCCGUCUCGCUCCCCCGCUUGUCAUGAACGAGAAGCAGCUGGACGAGUGCACGUCGAUCAUCAAGGAGGUCCUCACGGAGGCGGAGAAGUAGAGGCCACCGCAGGACACGCGCACUUCAGGAUCCUGUGGCGAACGAUAAGCUACAGACAGAUAAGAUGGACGCAAAUGCAUGUGCCUUUAGGGAAGUUACGCAUUAAAAUAAUGAAAUCUAAGAUAGCAUACUC
Phytophthora sojae is the source of this 1495-nucleotide messenger RNA. RefSeq lists its product as hypothetical. Gene Ontology annotation, cellular component: cytoplasm. The coding region runs from base 64 to 1362 and encodes 432 amino acids. The record is from RefSeq and is a predicted model, not a curated record. The transcript has 3 exons. NCBI's taxonomy places the organism in Eukaryota, Oomycota, Peronosporomycetes, Peronosporales, Peronosporaceae. Gene Ontology annotation, molecular function: L-ornithine transaminase activity; pyridoxal phosphate binding; identical protein binding.